This is a messenger RNA of Hydatigera taeniaeformis, 1587 nucleotides long. The record is from the annotation of a GenBank genome assembly. NCBI's taxonomy places the organism in Eukaryota, Metazoa, Platyhelminthes, Cestoda, Cyclophyllidea, Taeniidae.
AUGAGGAUGAAUCGGUCGCGGUUGUACAAAAAUACAGGGAAGGAUAACGAUGAGCUUAGAAGAAGGAGGACUGACCAAUCAGUUGAGCUUCGGAAGGCUAAAAAGGAACAGCAGCUUCAAAAGAGACGCAACGUUGUAGUAGAAUUGGAAAAGACGUCGCCAUUAAAGGAUCAUUCUGAAACGUCAUCACCACCUCCUAGCUACGACGAAAUCGUUGCUGAUAUGAAAAGUUCAGAUGUAAACGUUGCGCUGGCUGCCACGCAGACUUGUCGUAAAACCUUGUCAAAGUUAAGAAAUCCUCCAAUUGAUGAAUUUUUUGAGAGAGGUGCUCACAAGAUCCUUGUCAAGUUACUUGAUUCCGAAAGCGAUGAAAUGAUUUUCGAGGCUGCAUGGGCGCUUACAAACAUCGCUUCCGGUGACUCGUACCAUACAGGAGGAGUUGUUGAAGCAGGUGCCGUGCCUAAGCUGAUUCGGCUCUUGCACCAUUCUGAUGUUCGUAUAGCCGAGCAAUGUAUAUGGGCCCUAGGAAACGUUGCCGGUGACGGGACGAAGCAUCGGGAUAUGGUUAUUCGACAGGGUGUUGUGGAGCCAUCCUUAGAGCUAUUGCGACGCUCAUGGGACUCUCCAAAUGUUGUUUCAAAUGUUGCCUGGAUGUUAUCCAACUUGUGCCGCAACAAGAACCCUGAUCCGCCCCUUUCUACGGUACGAGAGCUCCUUCCUGCUUUUGCAAGGCUUCUGAUGUAUCCACACAGCACAGAGGCCGUUGUGGACACCGCUUGGGCGCUAUCGUAUGCGAGUGAUUGUGGCGGCGCGUUUAUCGAUGAGAUUCUCAAAAGCGGCUGCGUCUAUAUUUUAGUUCGUCACCUUGGCUCGGACUUCUCUAACCUUGUAUCUCCAGCUCUGAGAACCAUUGGCAAUCUUAUUCUCGGUACUGAUCAACAAACUCAGGACACUAUCGAUUGUGGUGUAAUGCAAUAUGUUCCCAAACUUCUUAAUUCCAGUCGCUCAAAUGUUGUUAAGGAGACAUGUUGGAUGCUAAGUAAUAUAACUGCUGGCAAUUUGGAUCAGAUCCAGACAGUACUUGACGCUGGUGUUAUUCCGAAAAUCCUCGAUAUUAUGCGGGAGGCUGACUUCAAAGUACAAAAAGAGGCCUGCUGGGUUAUAAACAAUAUCGUAGUUGGAGGGUCGCCUGAACAACUGGCCUUCCUGUUGAAUCUUGGGGUUCUUGACUCUCUCAGUAAGAUGCUGACAGUGACCGACCCUGGAAUGAUAAGACAGGUGCUCGCUACGCUUAAGAAAAUAUUUGAGACUGCUGAAGCUUACAACCAGUUGGAAAACUGUUGUCUCGCCCUUGAACGUUGUGGAGCCCUGGGCACCCUUGAAAAGCUACAAGAUCACCAAAACGAGGAGAUCUACCUAGAGGCAUACGACUUCAUCUCACUGUAUUUCAACGACGAGGAAGAGGAGCAACCUCACUUAGCCACUGGUGAACCCAGCAACAGCAUUGCUAACGUUGAUACACCUCAGACACACUCCGACGAGUUCCGCUUUCAGCCCCAGCAAACAGGACCCGACUUCGAUUUCUGA